Molecule: messenger RNA, 2754 nt
Organism: Cataglyphis hispanica
Lineage: Eukaryota; Metazoa; Arthropoda; Insecta; Hymenoptera; Formicidae
Gene: Arf51F
Product: ADP-ribosylation factor 6
Exons: 6
Coding region: 335-862 (175 amino acids)
Biological process (GO): intracellular protein transport; vesicle-mediated transport
Cellular component (GO): cytoplasm
Molecular function (GO): GTP binding; GTPase activity
Source: RefSeq, a predicted model, not a curated record
GCAGGAGAAAGCGCGGAGAGUGCAAGCGAAACGAUUCGCGGAGAUCUAUUUUGAAAGCGGAGAGUGUAGGUAAAACGAAGAAACAUAACGCGCGCCGAGGACUACACCCUGUACAUACAUACACAACACAUCGGCGGCGGCGCCGGUGGCGGCGGCGACCGAUAAUGUUCGCGCACGCAGAUAGGUUAAGGGAAGUGGUUGACCGCCGCACCGUCUCUGUUUAUCCGCGUUAACGAAGUCGUCCGAAGCACCUGAUCCGGUCGCGAUGAGAGAUUCGUAGCGGAGAGUUUAAGAGAUAACCGAGGUGCCGGGUGCCUAGAACGCAGCUGGCAAAAUGGGCAAGUUGUUGUCAAAAAUUUUUGGCAACAAGGAGAUGCGUAUUCUCAUGUUAGGACUGGAUGCUGCAGGAAAAACAACAAUAUUGUAUAAACUUAAACUAGGACAGUCUGUGACAACUAUACCAACUGUAGGAUUCAAUGUAGAAACAGUUACCUAUAAGAAUGUUAAAUUUAAUGUAUGGGAUGUAGGUGGCCAAGAUAAAAUACGUCCGUUAUGGCGUCAUUAUUACACAGGGACGCAAGGACUUAUUUUUGUAGUAGAUUGUGCAGAUCGGGAUAGAAUCGACGAAGCCCGUCAAGAACUUCAUCGAAUCAUAAAUGAUAGGGAAAUGCGUGAUGCGAUUAUCUUAAUUUUCGCUAAUAAACAAGAUCUUCCUGAUGCAAUGAAACCGCACGAAAUACAAGAGAAACUGGGAUUAACUAGGAUACGAGAUAGAAAUUGGUACGUUCAGCCAUCUUGUGCCACAACUGGAGAUGGGCUUUAUGAAGGCCUUACGUGGUUAACCAGUAAUCAUAAAUUAUGAGCAAAUAUUUAUUUUUCACAAAUUAGCUAUAUAUAUGUGUGUAAUACACGUUUGCUUUAUAUUUUUAUUUUAAUUUGUCAUGUGGAGGCUCUGUCAAGAUAAACAACUGACAAUGAUAGGUUUGAUGAGGUCUUUUUCACAAACAAAGCUAUUGUAUGUGCAAAAGCGAAAAAGAGAAACAAUAUAAAGACAACUAUUAAUGGUGUGUUCCAAUAAUAUCGAUACUAGGUGAAUAGUAAUUUAUUAUAAACUGAGGUACCAAGGGAUGUGACCUUUAACUAGCUAUUUAUCCCAGUCCUGGAAAUAAUUUACUGAAUAGGAUUACAUGACACGGGUUUAACAUCACUCUGUAUAUGUAACAUAUUUACACAAGUGUUUCACAUGCGACAUAAGUUGUACAAGUUAAAAAACAAAAAAUUACAAGAAAAAAAUCUAGUUAUGAUAUUAAGAGGUUCACGGAUUCACAAGGAUUGGUAUACUGUAUAACUUACCUUUGCGGGAUCUUAUCUAAUAUCUAUAUAAUUGUUAUUUGAGGGGAGUUGAGUUUCUCAAUUAGAGAGCACCUCAAGUUUUUAACAGAUUACAAGUAUGUAGAUUUUUGAAUUUGCAAUAUCUUGUUGUCAAAAUGCCAUCUAACAUGUAUUACAUAAUAUUCAUAUACAUAAUCCAUUAGUAAAUUUGCAGCACUUUAAACUUUAUAUGGUGCAGCGAGAUUAUUCUGUUAGUAAACAUCUAUUGCUAUUUAUACUUUUGUGCCGAAAAAAAUGUUCGUAAUUUAUUACUUUUUGGUGACGUCUUGGAUAAGUCUUCCAACUUGAUAAAUAACAUUUUAAUUCUUAUAUUUUUUUCUUUCUGUUUGUGUCAAUCGCUGGAUAUAGACAAUUUUUUUUUAAUGAUAUUUUAUUUGAAAAAUGCAAAGAUAUGUCUAACGUAUCACUGGCGUUCUGAUUAACGCACAAGCCGCAGAAUAUAAAAAACAAUGCAACAUGGAGUUAUCGGUUUACUGAUAUUGUGAGCUCAAAAACCAAAAACAAAAAAAGAAGAAAAUAAUGUUACAAAAAGAGCGUAACAAUAUUAAAUCUGCCAAUAUUUUUUACUAUUUAAGUGAGUAUCGGAUAAUAAAGCAUAUUAUAGUAUUAGGUCGCAACAAUCAGACCAUUAAACGGCAUUUCACGAAUGAGAUAAGUGUUUCUGUGAAUGUUUCAUUUCUCAUAGCAUAAUCUAUAGCAUAAGAUUAGUAAGAAUACUUCAGUUUCGUAUUUGAUUCAUAGAAGUUUACAAGUGUUCAAAGUGUUGAUAUAAUUAUAAAUCAAAUUGAAUUUCAAGUAAAUAAUACUGAUGAGACAUAAAUUGAUAUCUUGUUUACACAUUCCACGAUAUAUUAGCGAAUUAGACUGUUAUAGAAAAACAUUUUAAUUAUAUAAAUAAUCAUGGAUUUCUUUUCUUGACUAGAGACUUUUCAGACGUAAGCGUUUGCAUAAAACUUUUUCAUCAUCUGUACUAUUAAUAUUAAGUAUUUCACUUCAGAAAGAUAGACGUAAAAUUGAAGACAUUACCUGUGUAAAAAUCAUAAUCAGGCGAAAGUACUGUUUUCCAGAAUAUAUUAGCUAUAUUAAUUAGCACUCUAUGGCCAUGUAUUUGUACAAUCUCAUCUCUCAUCUCUGCAUUUUUUCACAAUAUUUCAAAUAGCAAUGUCAUUACGUAUUAUGUACUAACUAUAUAAAAAAAUAUAUAUCUAUAUUCUUUUAAACGCAAGUAUGAUAAAUUGUUACGUUUUACCAUUGGCUUUUUAACAGAAGCCGCUUUCUCAUUAAAGAAAUGUAAUGUUAUGAUAUUAAUUGACGAAGUUUUUUGUAUAUAAAUAUGUUUGAUAUAUUCCAAGUUGAUGUCGA